Talaromyces amestolkiae is the source of this 1452-nucleotide messenger RNA. RefSeq lists its product as uncharacterized. Lineage: Eukaryota; Fungi; Ascomycota; Eurotiomycetes; Eurotiales; Trichocomaceae. The coding region runs from base 1 to 1452 and encodes 483 amino acids. The transcript has a single exon. The record is from RefSeq and is a predicted model, not a curated record.
AUGCCAUUUCCAGUGCAUUUCACAGCAUUUGUGUCGGGGUUUCUGUCGCUGCAUGCCCUUCUCGGCCCAGCCUCGGCUGCUGACAUUGACUUGAAGAGCUUCAAUCCCGAAGACAUAAUCUCAAAAGAUGUUGCUAUUAUUGGCGGUGGCUCUUCAGGCUGUUACUCAGCUAUCAGUCUAAAAGAUAAAGGCAAGAGUGUCAUCGUGAUCGAGAAGAAGGACCGUGUUGGCGGAAACACGGAAACCUAUAUUGAUCCGGCAACCGGGACACCAGUCGAUAUCGGUGUCCUAGUCUUCCACAAUAUCUCCGUGGUCACCGAUUACUUUAGUCGAUUUGAUGUUCCGUUGACUCUGUAUGAGGAGGAUACCGCAGAUGAAUCUGCGUACUACGAUUUCCGCUCGGGGACAGAGCUCAAUAUCUCUUUUCCAACUUUAAAUGAGACUGCUGUGGCGUUUAACAAAUACGCGCAGUUUCUUGAGGAAUAUCCUAACCUCGAUAAUGGCUUAUUCCUACCAGAUCCAGUUCCGGAGGAUCUGCUUCUGCCGUUUGGCGAGUUUGUGGACAAGUACGAUAUUGGCGCUUCGCUAAACACCAUGUACGAGUUGGACCCUGCAGUUGGAAACUUCACUACUGUCCCUACGGUAGAGCGUAUCAGAACCAUGGGCCUUAGCCUGGUUGAGCAAAUAGCAACGGGCUUUCUUACCACGGCGCACCACAACAAUAGUGAGAUUUAUUCGAAGAUUCAAACAGAGUUGCUCUCAGCUUCAAGUCUCUUGUUGCACUCUGAAGUAGUUUUGACCCAGCGUCAAAAUGACUCAGAAGGCGUCCAGCUUGUCGUGAACACACCUGAAGGCCGCAAGCUCAUCCUUGCGAAGAAGCUACUCAUAACCAUCCCACCGAAGCCAAGACUGCUGAAAAACUUUGAUUUGAGCGCAGACGAAACAGCAAUUUUCUCCAAAUUUAUUGACGUCGGCUACUAUACAAGUAUCGUCAAGAACACUGGUCUUCCGGACGACUUAAGUGUUUUCAACUAUAAUCCAGAUACACCAUACAAUUUUCCUAUUCUCCCAGCAGUGUACAAUGUUCAGACUACGCCGGUACCAGGCUUGCAUCUUGCUAUUUAUGGCACCCCUCGAAGCAUCGAAAGCUUCCCGCUGUCUGACGAGGAAGUGAAAUCAGACAUCAUCAAUGGCAUCAAAACCCUCCAAAAAGCGAACCUAGACAAGUUCAAUCAGACGGAACCUGAGUUUGUAGUUUUCAGCUCUCACACUCCAUUUUACCUGCAGGUGAGCCCCGAUGAUAUUAAAGAUGGAUUUUAUGGGAGACUGUAUGCAUUGCAAGGCUUGAGGAAUACGUAUUGGACAGGGGCUGCUUUUCGGGGCCAGGAUAGUAGUGAUCUUUGGAGGUACUCGGAGGAAGAGGUGCUGCCAGGAUUGCUAGAGAGUUUGUAG